This is a messenger RNA of Rhizoctonia solani, 1197 nucleotides long. RefSeq names its product Electron transfer flavoprotein domain. The record is from RefSeq and is a predicted model, not a curated record. Gene Ontology annotation, molecular function: flavin adenine dinucleotide binding; electron transfer activity. Bases 1 to 1197 code for a protein of 398 amino acids. Gene Ontology annotation, cellular component: mitochondrion. The transcript is spliced from 8 exons. Lineage: Eukaryota; Fungi; Basidiomycota; Agaricomycetes; Cantharellales; Ceratobasidiaceae.
AUGGUGUUGGCUUGGUCUAUCACUGAGGUCAUUCGCUACAGCUUCUACGCAUGCAAUCUAGCUGGUAGUGAGCCUCAUUUCCUGGUAUGGCUCCGUUAUACUACAUUCUAUGUACUGUACCCCCUCGGUGCUUGGUCCGAGAACGCCCUCACCUACUCGACUCUCCCCAACUCAUCGCCGUUGAGCGGGAAAUGGACACCUUACGACUAUCUGCGAGGAUUUUUCGUCUUGAUCUGGACACCUGGUCUUUAUGUGAUGUAUACUUAUGAUCAAGCAGCGUCGCAAGGUUUUGGGCGGUGGAAGGCUCGUCCGGGCUCUCAGAGCCGGCUGGAGCAUCUUCAAUCUCAAUCACGCCCUGUUGUUGGAGGUGAAGAUGGUGAUGUCCAAAAGGUUGUCGAACAAGCCAAGAAACUGGAGGGCGUGUCCAAGUCGUAUUUGCGUCAGGACCAACCUACAAAAACCUUCUUCCCGAGCAACUUACGCCGCUCGUCAAUCAUCUCUAAGUUCCGACUCUUCACACACGUAGCUGCUGCCCACUCGACCUUGUCCAAGUCUCUUCUUCCACGUGUGGCAGCUCAGCUCAAUGUACCAGCCGUGUCGGACGUCACAUCAGUCGCCUCUGGGGAUAACGGCACAACUUUUACUCGCCCGAUCUAUGCUGGGAACGCAGUCUCGACCGUCCGUGCUCCAACUCGCGCGACCGCGUUCCCCAAGGCCAAGUUCAACGAGAGCGCAUCUGGCGUCGAAGCUUCCAAGCUGGAGGCCACUGACCCUGUACCCGGAACCGAGCACAUCGAAACCAAACUGGCCAAGUCCGAUCGCCCCGAUCUCGCUGUAGCUGGACGAGUCGUUUCCGGUGGGCGAGCUCUGAAGGAUGCAGAGACUUUCAAAAAGGUCAUCGACCCGUUGGCUGAUGUUCUCGGUGCCGCGGUGGGAGCAAGUCGAGCGGCAGUCGAUGCUGGGUACGUCGACAACUCUUUGCAGGUUGGACAAACCGGCAAGGUCGUCGCUCCUGAAUUGUAUAUUGCUGUAGGCAUCAGUGGUGCUAUUCAACACUUGGCUGGAAUGAAAGAUUCAAAACUAAUUGUAGCUAUUAACAAGGAUCCUGAUGCGCCGAUUCACCAAGUGGCGGACCUUGGAUAUGUGGCAGACCUGUACGAGGCCGUACCAGAACUCGUCGAAAAACUGAAGAAGUAG